GUUGACCCCAACAAGGAGCGCCGGGAGGCCGUGAAACGCAAGAUCACCCAGUACCUGAGGCGCGCGGAGGAGAUCUUCAACUGCCACCUCCAGCGGGCUGCGGGGGGUGGCAACCCCACUGCCACGGGUUACAGCAGCCUGCGCUUCCGGCCGAUCAGGACGCUGAGCUCGGCAGUGGAGAACCUGAGACGGUGUAAGGUUGUAGGAGUGAUUGAUAAGGUGCAGAUUGUCCAGGAUCCGGCCACUGGUGGGACCUUUAUCCUGAAGAGCCUCCCCAAAUCCCAUGUUGAGACCCGUGAGCGACAGACCAUCAUCCCUCAUGGGGUCCCCUUCAUGGUCAAGCUGCUGUGCUACUACGUGAGUGAGGACUCCAUCUUCCUCCACCUGGAGCACGUGCAAGGGGAGACACUGUGGUCUCACCUCCGCUCCAAGUACCGUGUCCAGCAGGACUCUGCCUAUCCAAACUCCGUUCAAACCCUGAGGGACUGUGGCAGAGAGAACGGCAUUGGAAGCUCCCAGGGCAGCAGCCAAGUCUCCAUCUUCUCUGCUCGGACAGGCAGUGGCCUCCCAGGCUCUGCAACCCACCGAGGACUGGGAAACACUGAUGCCGUGACCCCUUGGGAGCAGUCCCCAGACCCCACGGACCCUGACUCAGGGAACCACUGCCGCUUUCGCCUGGCUCCUGCCAGUGGCACGAGGGCUGCACCCAGAGGGCAGGAUGUAAGCGUGGCCCAGGCUAUUUCUGGUGUCAUGGACCAUGUUCCAGCCAAGGGCCCCAGCCACCUUACCAACCAGGGCCUGGUUAUCUACCCCUGGGAUGCUCUAACCAGCGGCGAGGGCUGCGUAUCGGAGAGAGCUGCCUCCCAACAAGUCCCCAGACCACGUGCCAGUGAAAGGCUUCCUCAGAUACCUGUCCCCGUACCAAAGACUGUGAGAGGGGGCCAGCCAUGGGCAAGGGAGCCGUCGUUUCAGCAAGUGGCUGAGGUCCCCUGGGCUCAGCCUCUCCUGACCCCCUCGGGUCAGAGGCAUCUUCACACAGGAGCUGCCCUGUCCGGCUCUGGCAAGCCCCACAGGCCUGACCCGGUGGUGCGGGAGUCGUUGCAGGGAGCCAGCCUGACCUGUGGCCGGCUCAGAGAGCAGCCACGCUCGGGACAAUGCCAGUCUCCAGCUUCCCGUGGGCAUGGCCGGAGAGCGUGGGCUGUGAAGGAGGAGCAGGUGCAGCUGUGGGCAGCAGAAAUCCUCCUGGCCUUGGAGGGACUUCACCAACAGGGAGUCUUGUGCCGGGACCUCAACCCCAGGAACUUGCUGCUUGAUGCAGCCGGUCACGUCCGUCUCACCUUCUUCGGCCAGUGGACAGAGGUGGAGCCCCAGUGCUGCAGCCAGGCGCGGGAAGAGCUCUACAGUGCCCCAGAAGUGGGGGGGAUCGCGGAGCCCACCGCAGCGGCUGACUGCUGGAGCUUUGGUGCUCUCUUGUACGAGCUGCUGACAGGAGUGCCACUGUACCAAAACCACCCUUCAGGGAUUCACCCUCACACCCAGCUGCAUCUGCCAGAGGGGCUCAGCCUGGCCGCUACAUCGCUACUCACAGAGCUCCUGCAGUACAACCCGCAGCAGCGCUUGGGCUCUGGAGGAGGUGGCAUGGCGAAGCUCAAAUCCCACUCCUUCUUCCACACCGUCCCCUGGAACAAGCUGGUGGGAUAA
Molecule: messenger RNA, 1701 nt
Organism: Eurypyga helias (sunbittern)
Lineage: Eukaryota; Metazoa; Chordata; Aves; Eurypygiformes; Eurypygidae
Gene: RPS6KL1
Product: ribosomal protein S6 kinase-like 1
Exons: 9
Biological process (GO): protein phosphorylation
Molecular function (GO): protein kinase activity; ATP binding
Source: RefSeq, a predicted model, not a curated record